AUGCUCAAGUACCAAGUGAAAUCGUCAGGUUUAACGUUGCGACCAGCCAAUCGGGCAUCGAGAACCUCUUCGUCAAAUUCUUCCUCUCCCUGCUCCAUUUCAAUGCAUUCGCUUCUCGAUGACACCCUUCUUGGAAUUCCAACCACUUCGAGAAGUAAUUCUCUCCUUUCACUCAACUCUAAUGACAGUAACCUCUCGGAUGCUUCUGAUGUUGGAGUAUUGAAAGUAGACACCCGGAGUGUGAAGCAGUGCACUGACUACAAAACCAUCAGAGUAACCAAUGGAACUACUGCUCGUCACGUCGUUGAGAAGUUUCUGAACACUUUGAAGCUCACUUGCCGUGAUGCGAACCUCUUCGAUCUUUGGAUGGAACUCACCACUCGAGCCUCUGGAGCUCCAGUCGUCACUCUUCUCAAGCUGGAUCCCGAUGCACGACCAUACGAACUUCAGAGAUGUCACCCAAUGGGAAUGUCUCGUUUCAUUCUUCUCCAGAAUCCAUCUGGGUUCCUUGUCCGUGUUCAUGAUCACAAUAUUUCUCCACAAUCCAACUACAAAUCCCUUCUUCUCUCGUCCCAAACAACAACCAUCGAAGCUAUCCAUAUCGUUUUGUCUCUGAAUCGGAAAUACGACGAUGCUUCUAAAUAUGGUCUGUUUUUGGCCACACCUGGAGCAGAUGCUCAAAUUCCUGAUGACGUCUCAUUGGUUUCAAUCGCAAGACUGUGUCAACCAGAUCAGAAAAUUAUUAUUCGACACGUUGAUGUUUUUUAA
Caenorhabditis briggsae is the source of this 768-nucleotide messenger RNA. The record is from RefSeq and is a predicted model, not a curated record. Bases 1 to 768 code for a protein of 255 amino acids. Gene Ontology annotation, biological process: positive regulation of fibroblast growth factor receptor signaling pathway; signal transduction; positive regulation of epidermal growth factor receptor signaling pathway. The transcript has 3 exons. NCBI's taxonomy places the organism in Eukaryota, Metazoa, Nematoda, Chromadorea, Rhabditida, Rhabditidae.